Cylicocyclus nassatus is the source of this 930-nucleotide messenger RNA. Lineage: Eukaryota; Metazoa; Nematoda; Chromadorea; Rhabditida; Strongylidae. The record is from the annotation of a GenBank genome assembly.
AUGCGCGUGAGCGCAAUAAAAUCUGGAGGGUGCUGGUCCCACCGAGCCGCAACACAUGCCGGUACAUGGUUUGUGCUCUCUGUAUACUCCUUGGCUGCGAAUACUUUGCUUAUUGUUCUAAUCUUCAGCAGCACUGAAUUGCGCAGGUUAACUAGUUACUGGAUUCUUGCAUCCUUCGCUGUAUGCGAGGUCUUCAUGUCGGCUAUUGCUUUGUGCUAUGUGGUCCCUUCCGUUCUUUUACAUGAAAAACUAGGAACGACUGAUUUGACUGUACUAUAUCAUUUCCUGUGGAAUGCUGAUGUGAUACAGCUUGCCCUGAUGGCUUUGAACAGAUAUGUAUCUAUAGUCUAUCCUAUUUAUUACUCAACAUUUUUCUCUAAGAAAAACACUGCUCGUCAGCUAUGUAUUUGCUAUAUUUUGGCGACUCUCCAAUCUCUGCCUACUCUCACUCCAUGCUGUUACAUAUUAUGGGACUCGUAUAAUUACAUAUCUUAUUACAUCUCGCCAGAUUCGUGGUACAAAGUCCUGGACUUGAGCAUAAACAUAGCGGUUCUCGUAGAGAUGGUUACCUUCUAUACUGUUGUACUGUGUCAAGUUCGCAGAGUUCAACACCAGACUCGGCAGUCUGCAAACGAAAUUAUUCAUCGCAAUGGCGAAAGCUCCAGAUUGGAAGUGCGUCUUCUUGCUCAGUUUCUCGCUGUUUCGUUGAUUUACCUUGCGACAUGGACGACAUGGCAGUGGAUGCCUUUCGUGUCAGCAUCGAAAUGGUUAUACUUCUUGAUGAUGUCAUUUGCCUAUCUGAAUAACGCAGUUAACCCAACUAUCUAUCUUUAUUUCAACAAUGAUUUACGCUCGAAAGUAUAUGAAUUAUGGAGCAAAAAUCAAAAUCAGUCCAUUGUGAAUAUCACAAUAAGACGUCAGAAUCAGUGA